AUGCUGCCAUCAGCAGACGACGAGAAGCGGCUACUGGGCUCGGUGAGAGUUCUUCUUGGGAGGCCAAUGGCUUGGCGCGACGGCUCCUUGAGAACGCAGAUGACCGACUGUGCCACAACUGCCAUCUUGCUUUCAACAGCGGCAGCCAACUUCUUGAUCACUGUCUGCUCUACUUUGAAAUUCUACUUGGACCCACCGGAAGAAACUGAGAAGGCAUCUCAAGUCUCUUUCCUGCUGACAGUCUCUAUACCCAACACAGUGAAGGGGAUCUCGUUGACCCGACAGCGGACACGGCUGCAGCAGGUCGUGGUCUGGCUACUCGUCAUGAGGAGAGCCGUCCAGGAUGGUGCUGGAAGACGCCGCCUCUACGCUCGCAGCGUCAACCUCGUCGGCAAAAUGUGGAUGGUUAUGGCUCUCAUGGGGGGAAUGAUAUGGGCUGUGGACCCCCUGCUCAGUCAACCGCUUCCGCUAAACGGGACGUCUCCGGAUCCUGCACUUCCGCUGCCAGUUUGGCUGCCUUUCGACGGGAGCGCACCAGACACCUACAGCGUAACGUUCGCGCUUGAGGCCAUCGUCUUCGGCUGGGUCGCGUUCGUUGCGAUUUGCGUCGACGUGCUGUACAUCACGCUCAUUAUCAACUUCGCUGCGGAGCUUCACGUCCUCAAUGACAACGUUGAAAUAACGGGGAACGGAGCUGAUGUCGCCGGACAUUCUAACAGAAAGAUUGGUGAGGUUCGCCACGUUGGCGCGUCUCGCGCCGGAGCGACACACGAUGGUCCAGCGGUCAUCCCAAAUUUCCCUUCAGCACAAUCCGCUGGAGCAAAACCUUUGAUACCUGCUUACAUUCCAGGGCACUGCGAUGUGGAGAGAAGUGACGGCAACGAUACGUAUAGACUACUUGUCAAGAACAUUCAGCACCACCAACUCAUCAUCAAAUGUAUCGACGAGUUCCAGAAGGCUACUGGGACACCACUCCUGUUUAUAGUUGCCAUUAAUGUUUUGAAUCUGUGCUCGAGCAUCAUCUCUCUAGCAGCGUUGUUGGAGAAAGACCCACGUUCGUCUACUGUAGUCAAAUCGUUGAUCGGCUGCCUGGGAUUUGUGAUCGAGACUGCGAUAUACUGCCUUCCAGGGCAGAUAAUAAUAGAUCAGAGUGAGCGACUCGUGCACUCGGCAUUCAGCUCCCACUGGUCAGACACCGACGGCCGUUUCAAGAGCUCGCUACUCAUCUUCAUGGUACGUGCAGGGCAGCCUCUCCGCCUCAGAGUGGGGAAGCUCAUCACCAUCUCCAGGGAGACUUUCCAGGAGGUGAUGAAGUUAUCGUAUCAGCUCUUCAACUUGGUGUACCAAUUGCAGAGCAGCUAG
Molecule: messenger RNA, 1362 nt
Organism: Schistocerca gregaria
Lineage: Eukaryota; Metazoa; Arthropoda; Insecta; Orthoptera; Acrididae
Exons: 7
Coding region: 1-1362 (453 amino acids)
Biological process (GO): sensory perception of smell; detection of chemical stimulus involved in sensory perception of smell
Cellular component (GO): plasma membrane
Molecular function (GO): olfactory receptor activity; odorant binding
Source: RefSeq, a predicted model, not a curated record